AAUUUUACAGUCCCAAUCAAAAACCCUAAAAGCUAGAUCGAAGAAGAUUUUGACGCUCUCUUUCUCUCCCAAUCGUCGUAUCGUCGUCUCUUCUUUGGCUAUCUCAUGGCGACCAUUCCGGUUAACCCGAAACCAUUCUUGAACAACUUGACCGGCAAGACUGUUAUCGUCAAGCUUAAAUGGGGAAUGGAAUACAAAGGUUUCCUUGCCUCUGUUGACUCCUACAUGAACUUGCAGCUGGGAAACACCGAGGAAUACAUCGAUGGACAAUUGACAGGGAACCUUGGAGAGAUCUUGAUCAGAUGCAACAAUGUCUUGUAUGUCCGAGGUGUGCCAGAAGAUGAAGAACUUGAAGAUGCUGAUCAAGACUAGAGGACUUAGAAAUUGCCGCCCGUCUGUAUUUUUUAGUCUUGUAUUCUAAUGAGCAAUUCAACCCAGUUUGUGAGAUUUCAGUAUGAUGUUCUUGAAUCUUUUGACUUUGUUGAUACCUCGAAUGUAACAAGCCGUUUAGUUUUAUGAUAAAACCAACUUCCUGCCGGGUUUUAUAAGUUUA
Arabidopsis lyrata subsp. lyrata is the source of this 553-nucleotide messenger RNA. RefSeq names its product probable small nuclear ribonucleoprotein F. The record is from RefSeq and is a predicted model, not a curated record. NCBI's taxonomy places the organism in Eukaryota, Viridiplantae, Streptophyta, Magnoliopsida, Brassicales, Brassicaceae. Gene Ontology annotation, molecular function: RNA binding. The transcript has 5 exons. Gene Ontology annotation, cellular component: U1 snRNP; catalytic step 2 spliceosome. Bases 106 to 372 code for a protein of 88 amino acids. Gene Ontology annotation, biological process: mRNA splicing, via spliceosome; spliceosomal snRNP assembly.